GGACGCCCUGUCCACCACGUCCUCAUGUCCACCGUGUCCUCCCAGUGUCAUGGAGAGUCUGGAGAAGCAGCUCGUCUGUCCCAUCUGUCUGGAGAUGUUCUCUAAACCUGUGGUCAUCUUACCAUGUCAACACAACCUCUGUCGCAAGUGUGCCAACGACGUCUACCAGGUCAGUGCAUGCCUCAGGCAUCCAACCCCUAUCUGUCAGCCAGAGGUAGCUCCACCGUGGCAUCCAGUGGUCGCUUUCGCUGCCCAUCCUGCCGUCAUGAGGUGUCUCUGGAUCGCCAUGGAGUGUAUGGACUGCAGAGAAACCUUCUGGUGGAGAACAUUAUUGACAUGUACAAACAAGGAACCAGCAGCAAAGCAAUGCUUCCAGGGACAGAGAGGGUGGAACAUCCCACGUGUGAGCAGCAUGAAAAUGAAAAGAUCAACAUCUACUGUGUAAGCUGUGCCACCCCCACGUGUUCCCUGUGCAAGGUGUUUGGAGCGCAUAAAGACUGCGACGUGGCACCGCUCAACGUUGUCUUCGGCAAGCAGAAGGCCGAGCUGAGCGAGUGCAUCGCACUGCUGGUGGGUGCCAACGAGAGGGUUCAGGCUGUUACCGCUCAGCUUGAGGAAACUUGCAGAGUCGUGGACGACAACGGUCGCAGACAAAAGUCCAAGGUUUGCGAAUCAUUUGACCACCUCUUUGCCGUUCUGGAGGAGCGAAAAAGUCAGAUGAGCGUGCGGAUCAGCGCCGAGCAGGACGAGAAGAUGGACUACAUUAGAGGCCUGAAGAGGAAAUACAGUGAACAUCUGGACAACGCUGCAAAGCUCCUGGAGAAUGCAAUCCAGACCAUGGACACGUCUGAGAUGGCUGUCUUUUUACAGGCUGCCAAGCCGCUGCUGCACAAGAUCAUGGUGGCAACUGACACUUCCCACCUAGACAAAGUCCAGCCCGGAUACGAGAAGAUGGACCACUUGACAGCUAACUUUGAACGCGAAAGGAGGGCGCUGAUGAGCGUGGACUUCCUCAAACCAGAGGAGGAUGAUGACGACGAUGAAGAGGAUAUAGCGGUGGUAGUCAGAGGGUCAAAAGUGGGCAGAGAACCAGGACUGUCUGCCAAUCAUCAGCCUGCUCUUUCACAGUCACAUGUUGUUACACCCUUAGAGGACCUGGCCCCUACAACCAUACAGGCCAAAGUUCCCUCUCCAGACAGCCAGGCCCCACCCCCUUUUACCCUACCCAGUGCUCACCCCGCCCCACAGGCGUCAUCUGAUCAACAGAACAAUGCGCACGACACAGAAGACGGAUGCAAACAUGUCUUCUCUUUCAGCUGGCUCAACCACAAGUGCAGGUGCCCUGCUCACUCCCACACAUUCCAUCAAGCUGUGACCUGCAGCGCCCGAAAAACAGACUACGCCUUCGAGAUGGCCAGUUCCAACAUCCGCUAUGGAGAUGGAGUCAGCAGCGAAAUCGGCAUGGAUUUGCAGAACCUCAGAGCUCGGAACGUGUGUGUAAUGACCGACAAGAAUCUGUCCUGCCUCCCGCCAGUCAAGGUGGUCCUUGAGUCUCUCGCCAAGAACGGCGUUGAGUACAAAAUCUAUGACAGCGUGCGUGUGGAGCCGACUGACAGCAGUUUUAAAGACGCCAUCUCCUUUGCCAAAAACGACUCAUUUGACGUAUUCGUGGCAGUGGGCGGCGGCUCUGUGAUUGACACGUGCAAGGCAGCCAAUCUGUACUCAUGUCACCCUGAUGCAGACUUCCUGGACUUUGUCAACGCUCCCAUUGGCAAAGGGAAACCCAUCACAGGCGCUUUGAAGCCGCUCAUUGCAGUUCCUACGACCGCCGGCACCGGCAGCGAGACCACAGGCGUGGCAAUCUUUGACUACGAGCCUCUGAGGGCUAAAACUGGUAUCGCUAGCAGAGCCAUCAGACCCACUCUGGGGGUGGUGGAUCCCAAACACACACUGAGCAUGCCUAGCAGAGUUGCAGCCAACAGCGGCUUCGAUGUGCUCUGCCAUGCCCUGGAGUCGUACACCGCUCUGCCGUACCACCAACGUGCCCCCUGCCCUACCAACCCCAUCAACCGGCCUGCCUACCAGGGCAGCAACCCCAUCAGUGACGUGUGGUCGCGCCAUGCCCUCCACGUGGUCGCCAAGUACAUGAAACGUGCGGUGCAGGAUCCCGAGGACCUGGAAGCUCGCUCCAGCAUGCACCUAGCCAGCGUGUUUGCUGGUAUCGGAUUCGGAAACGCCGGCGUCCAUCUGUGUCACGGGAUGUCUUAUCCCAUCGCUGGGAAUGUGAAGACUCACAAAGCCGAGGGAUACAAUGUGGACCACCCCCUUGUGCCUCACGGCCUUUCUGUGGUUCUGACGGCGCCGGCUGUCUUCACCUUCACAGCUCCAAUGUGUCCUGAACGUCACCUGGAAGCUGCACACAUUCUUGGUGCAGACAUCAGACAUGUGAAGAGGGCAGACGCUGGUGCCGUGCUGGCCGACGUACUGCGCCAAAUCCUGUUUGAGCUGCAGGUGGAGGAUGGCCUGGCCGCUGUGGGCUACAACAAAGACGACAUCCCGGCGCUGGUCCAAGGAACCAUCCCCCAGGAGCGAGUGACCAAACUUUCUCCUCGAGCGCACAGCGAGGACGACUUGACCCGUCUCUUUGAGGCCUCCAUGAAGCUGUACUGACAUACUACUCCUGUAGUAGCCCUACUGGCUGCUAAAGAGAAGCAUCUUGACACCUUAAAUUACUCAUGAGACAAAAAGACAAAAUGUGAAUCAGUACUAACAGUUAAUGCUGUUACUACAUGAAUGAGCUAACAACAACAAAUACAAAUGUUCUUUAAUUCGAAAAUAAUCAUACAUAACAAACAGCAGCAAAUGUUUAAGUGCACUUUGAGACAAACACCAAGAAAGAAGUUUAAAAUUAAUAAUCAAAGAUGGCCCUCAUUUUACAACAUAGUUCAUGUUAAUAAAUGAUAUGCUGAUUUUUUAUUACAGAAUUAUAAUUUUCUUUCAGAUUGUCAUUAAAAGAUGUUUCUGUGGAGUAAAUUAAAAUAUUCACCUUCAAGUUAAAAGUAUGCAAGUUAAAAUGAUCACUUCCAAUCAAUAAAUGACCACUUCCAAUCAAUAAAUGUCUAACAGUUUAAAGUGAAGACAAGAAAUCAAUAAAAGUCCUUUUGAGUUUCCAAUAAACAUUCUGUUCAAUGUAAAAAUUCAAGUCUUUACUUGGUAAAACUGAGCUCCAGCUGUCAAAUUCAAGAAAUAAAAGCAGGAAAACUUCACGAUGACUCGCUGGCUCCUCCCACUGUGUUCCUCUGCCAAAAAAUUAGCAAAAUGAUAAUUAGUGUCCAGGCUGAAUUAUGCUUCAGCAUCGCUCCGCAGGUGUAAAUGACCAAAAAAUUAUAACCUUGCAUCAAAGGUGAUGGAAACUGUAGAGCUGUGAUUGGUCGGCUUUUUAAAAUGUUACAUUAUUUACAGUACAUAAUUUUUCCCUCCCUCAAAAGCGCUAAAAGGUUAUGGCUAUCCUCAGAGGGCCACU
Molecule: messenger RNA, 3523 nt
Organism: Dunckerocampus dactyliophorus (ringed pipefish)
Lineage: Eukaryota; Metazoa; Chordata; Actinopteri; Syngnathiformes; Syngnathidae
Gene: adhfe1
Product: alcohol dehydrogenase iron containing 1
Exons: 22
Coding region: 124-2670 (848 amino acids)
Cellular component (GO): mitochondrion
Molecular function (GO): alcohol dehydrogenase (NAD+) activity; zinc ion binding
Source: RefSeq, a predicted model, not a curated record